AUGGCAGCCGACACUGAGAAUAUCCGCCAACUGGAAUCCUAUUUAAACUUCAAAGCACGCAUAAAGAUUACGGAUGGAAGAGUCUUUAUAGGUGUAUUUGUUUGUAUCGAUAAACAGAAAAACGUCAUUCUCGCCCAUACAGAAGAGUUCAGAGGCAAUGAACAACGAUUAGUGGGUCUUGUCAUGAUUCCUGGCAAACAUCUGGUGUCCAUGGAGACGGAAGAUUUGGAUGCAGUCUAUUUUUGA
Molecule: messenger RNA, 246 nt
Organism: Radiomyces spectabilis
Lineage: Eukaryota; Fungi; Mucoromycota; Mucoromycetes; Mucorales; Radiomycetaceae
Exons: 2
Coding region: 1-246 (81 amino acids)
Cellular component (GO): NatC complex
Molecular function (GO): RNA binding
Source: RefSeq, a predicted model, not a curated record